CGGAGGAGGGACGCGCCGGAGCGGGGCCGCCGGGACUGAGCGAGCGACAGACGCGCCACCCGCCGACGCCGCAGCCGCUUGGGGCCCGCACGGACCCUCUGCCUGAGUAUAGAAUGAGCCAGGGAGACUCAAACCCAGCAGCCAUUCCACAUGCAGCGGAAGAUAUUCAAGGAGAUGACAGGUGGAUGUCUCAGCACAACAGAUUUGUUCUGGACUGUAAAGACAAAGAGCCUGAUGUGCUGUUCGUGGGGGACUCCAUGGUGCAGUUAAUGCAGCAAUAUGAGAUAUGGCGAGAGCUUUUUUCCCCACUUCAUGCACUGAAUUUUGGAAUUGGGGGAGAUACAACGAGACAUGUUUUAUGGAGACUAAAGAAUGGAGAACUGGAGAAUAUUAAACCUAAGGUCAUUGUUGUCUGGGUAGGAACAAACAACCAUGAAAAUACGGCAGAAGAAAUAGCAGGUGGAAUCGAGGCCAUAGUACAGCUUAUCAACACAAGGCAGCCACAGGCCAAAAUCAUUGUAUUGGGUUUGUUACCUCGAGGUGAGAAGCCCAACCCUUUGAGGCAAAAGAAUGCCAAGGUGAACCAGCUCCUCAAGGUUUCCCUGCCGAAGCUUGCCAAUGUUCAGCUCCUGGAUACAGAUGGGGGCUUCGUGCACUCGGACGGUGCCAUCUCCUGCCACGACAUGUUUGAUUUCCUGCAUCUCACAGGAGGGGGCUACGCAAAGAUCUGCAAACCUCUCCAUGAACUGAUCAUGCAGUUGUUGGAGGAAACACCUGAGGAGAAACAAACCACCAUUGCCUGACCGGCUCCCAGCAGUAUUAAUAGCAUCCCAGCUUCCUCAGAUCAGUUAUAUCACUGGCACUACAGAAUCCUUCUCUUUCUUAAGGCACUUUGCAUUGUAGAAUGUUCAUGGAUGUUCAUAUCUAGUGUUUGAAGGGGAGGAGGGAUUUAAACUGGUCCUGUACAUAGGUUUGUUUGACACAGGAGAAAAAUUAGCCAAGGAAGAUUUGUGUUUAAAUUCAUUUGAAACCAGAAGGGGACUUUUUAGUUGUAUGUGUGACACAUUCAUUGAAUUAUCACUGUUUUUCCUAGGACAACAUCAAGCCUAAGUACUGAACAAAAUGAAGAUUCUUUUCUUGGCCUUUCUUUCUAUGGAUUAUGUCAUAUAUAAUAAUGAUCAGAAUUGUACCUACUUGGCUUUAAAAGAUUUUUUUUCCAGUUUUUAAGUUUCAUAAUUUAGCCUUUUGUUUUUAUUUUGCUUCACUCAUCUGUAUUCUCAGUGUUUUCUUAACAUAUAGCGUCAGAUUGGACAUGCUUGUCCUUCAGAUAUAGGAGAUGCUAUAGUUACAAGUGAAUUUGUUCCACUCUAAAUCUUUUCCAUGCUUAGCAGUGAAAAAUAGGUUUUGCCCCGUUUGGGGAACUGUAAGGAGGGUAUUAUUUUUAUGCUGCUGAUUAUCAUGUCUAUAAUAGACCCAUGCAUGCAGCCUUUCCUCCCUCUUCCCCCUCAUCCCUCUUCUUUUUUGGUCCUUGUUGACAUUACAAGCUUGGAACACAUUUUUGACCUAGGAGCUCUGUUGCUGGAAGUAUAAGUCCCCAGCCAGUUACUCUCAUGAUGAUAUAAUUGAUGUGUAACUCAUUCUUGUGUGGUGUUCUGUGCUAUAGAGUCGGUGUAGUGCUCUCUGUAUUCAGAGUUCUGGUUUGUUUUCUUUGUUUUUCCCUUAAAACCUGUUACAGUUUCCUUUUUUAGGAAAAAAAAAAUCAGAACUCUAUUUCCCAUUUCAUAGGCCCUGACAUUAUUUCAAGUUUUAUAGUGUCUUAAGGUGUAUAUUUUAUUUUUUUAUUGGCUUAGCUUUUCAAUUAUAUCAGUCCAGAAAAAUUUGGCCUUUUCUCAUGGGAAACAAGUGAAGCUGCUCUUUAGAAUAGACGGUCUGCUUGAUCCCACCAUUUUAGUAAAAAAGAACUAGGUUUAUGUAACUUUCAAGAUUUCCCCAUAAUGUAUCUUCAUCUGUAAUUUCUUUCAAGAGAGUUUUUUGUAAUCUUAAUGGUUUGCUUGAGCUACAAGAACUGCCAUUUUAAAAAAUAAUGGGACACUAGAUGGUUUAUUGUUCAGUAUACCUAAGGAAUAUGUACAAACUGGAUCUACAAACAAAGAUUUUAAACUGGACCAGGUGGGUAUUGAAGUCAUCUGCCAAAGUGUGCUCUGCAGUGAUUCUGCUUAACAUUCAAGUUCAGUAACCAAGGUACUUGUUUUAUGUUCUGCUUGCAAGGCAACUGGCAGUGCUUUUGUGUAUCAGAGCGGGGUUGCUGAUUUGUGCUAAGAGCCACUUCUGAUUGAGAGCGAUAGAACUUGGGCUGAUUUUUUUUCUUGUCAAGCCUCUUCCUAGGAACUUUUUGUUUGUGUUUUUGUCUUUAAAAAAAAUACAUUUCUGAAUGUAUCAUGUCUUCAUUAACAACAGAAAAUACACAAGGUGUUUACUAAACUUGUUUACUAUAUUAAAAUUUCCUUUUUAGUAGCCCAGGUUCUUGAGUUUUUCAAGACAGACUUUUUUCUUAGCUGAAGUGUAAUAGUUCUAGGGAGGAGAAUUAAUUAAGUCACAAUUUUGUGUGUGAAAAGACAGUAUCCUAUCCAGGUCUUUCUCUGUUUGUCAGAAGGUGGGAGUAGGGUCCAAAAAAACCCAUUAAGUUACUCCUGCAGCAUGCGCUUUUAGCUUCUCUCUUGACUAAGGAUCAAAUAUCCCUUGUGAGCUGGCCUUCAGCUCCUUUGCUUAUGUGUAUAAACCUCGGAUGUUACUACAUUUUAUAUCUACCAGAGCUAUUCAAGCAAUAGUAUUUGAACCACUAGCCUUUUAAAUAAAAGUCUGCCCCAUUGCUAAUGUGCA
Molecule: messenger RNA, 2880 nt
Organism: Diceros bicornis minor
Lineage: Eukaryota; Metazoa; Chordata; Mammalia; Perissodactyla; Rhinocerotidae
Gene: PAFAH1B2
Product: platelet activating factor acetylhydrolase 1b catalytic subunit 2
Exons: 6
Coding region: 114-803 (229 amino acids)
Source: RefSeq, a predicted model, not a curated record